Fukomys damarensis (Damara mole-rat) is the source of this 876-nucleotide messenger RNA. It is a transcript of the gene Gpr31, whose product is annotated as G protein-coupled receptor 31. Gene Ontology annotation, biological process: G protein-coupled receptor signaling pathway. Gene Ontology annotation, molecular function: G protein-coupled receptor activity. Gene Ontology annotation, cellular component: membrane. NCBI's taxonomy places the organism in Eukaryota, Metazoa, Chordata, Mammalia, Rodentia, Bathyergidae. The record is from RefSeq and is a predicted model, not a curated record.
AUGGUGCUCCCCAACUGCUCAGUCCCCAGCCCAGUGGUAGACACAGCUGUGGGCACUCAUCUGGCCCUGGAGUGUGGGCUGGGCCUGCCGGGCAAAGCCAUCUCCUUGUGGACCUUCUUCUUCUUCCUCUGCAAGGUGUGGAAGCCUUAUGCAGUCUACCUGUUUAGCGUGGUGGAGGCCAGGCUACUGCCUGCCUGCCUGCCAUUCUAUGCUGCCUUCUACCCGAAGCACAAGGCCUGGGGCCUGGGCCUUUCAUCCUACCAGGCCCUGCUUUUCCUGCUGGCCCUCAGCCAUGGGGUGGGGGUGGCCUUCCUGGCUGCAGUGGCCUUAGAUCAUGUGGUUCAGCCUUGGCUCAAAGUCAACCUUCUGUUCCCGCGGGCAGGUGGCAUCUCAGUCCUCCUCUGGCUUCUCUUGGACACCCUCACCUUGCUCAUCUCCAAGACAGCCUGGAACUCCACUGAGUGUCCCAGCUUCUACCUCACGGCCGAGGCCUCUGUUCCCCUGCAGGAGAUGUUCUUCUUCCUUCAGCUGCUUCUUCCCUUCGGCCUUGUUGUGUUCUGCAACUCAGAUGUCCUCAGGACACUUCAGAGUCGACUGCGAGAGCCUGACAGGCAGCCCCAGCUGCAGGGGGCCAGGGUGCUAGUCACUGUGGUGCUGCUGCUGUUCGAACUGUGCUUCCUGCCCAGCAUACUGGCCGGUGUCCUGAUGCACAUCCUCAGAGGCUCAGGCAGCUGCGGUGUCCUGCAUGCAGUGGUGCACAUGGCCCGCAUUGCAGGCAGCCUCACCUACCUGCACAGCGUGCUGAGCCCAGUGCUCUACUGCUUCUCCAGCCGUGCCUUCACCCACUCCUACCACAAGGUACUCGACAGCCGGUAG